GUAUUUCUUAAAUAGAUUAGCGGAAGAAAAAAUCAGCAUCGAAAUAAAUUAUCCAUAACAGUUUUCUUAGAAUCUUCGAUCCAUAUAGUCUAGAAAUAUAUAUUUAGUUUAUAAAUUUAUUAGAGCUGUUUCAAAAUUGAUAACUAGAAUUAAGAUGAAAAAUAAUGUUUAAUUGUCAUGUUAAAGCCAGAAAAGGAUCUGAAUUAUGCAACUGCUGGAGUUCCUAUCGUUUUUGUUACAAAGCAGGACUUCUCUGAAAAUGACGAAUUUCAAAAUAUUUUCCCUCUACCUGCUUCAAAAUAUAGAUACUCUAAAUGGUUUGAGCUAGCUGAUUGCAAUGUGACAUCAAAUAUGCUGAAAAACCCAAGAAUUAGAAAACCACCUCAAGGUUUCAAGGUGGAGACUAUUCUAAUGUUAGAAGAUGAGGAAAGAAGACAACGAAAUGAAAAUUCUUGGAAAUCAAAAAUUGGAUUUAGUUCAAAAAAAAAGGAUUACAAAAGUAAAUUAGAAAACUGGGAGCAAUGUGAGUGUAUCAACCUUUCAUAUCAAGACUUAGCGCACCCUUAUCAAAUGAAAGAGUUUCUUAAAAUAUUGCGAAAAUUAGUUCGUGCAGAGCAAAUAGAACUUAUAGAAAAUUCUUUAACAGAUUUGUCUUCUGUUUUUUUACCAAAAUGUCGAUAUUUGUUUCUCCAACGUAAUCUGUUACGAAACCUAAAAAAGCUUCCACAUUUAGUUCAUAUAGAACACAUUUCUCUGCAGCAGAAUAAUAUAAGUUGUCUUGAUGGCCUAGAGCUUCUCAAAGAAACCAAUAUAAAGUCAUUGACUUUGCAAGAAAAUCCAGUAUCCCUUCAGCCUGACUACCGAAAAAGGGUAUUUGCGCUGCUACCAAAUCUUGUUUUACUCGAUGAUUUGCCUCGCACACCCGCCGAUUAUGAUGCGCCAAAACAUUCGUGUCGAUUAUUUUAAUGACUUUAUUUUUAAUAAUAUAUAACUGUAUAUAAAUUAUUCUUUCUGUAGUAAAUUCGUUUGUAAAUAGUAAUUUUAUAAUAUAUUUAUUUUUACUAAUAA
Hydra vulgaris (swiftwater hydra) is the source of this 1068-nucleotide messenger RNA. Its product is annotated as acidic leucine-rich nuclear phosphoprotein 32 family member A. The record is from RefSeq and is a predicted model, not a curated record. Gene Ontology annotation, molecular function: protein binding. Lineage: Eukaryota; Metazoa; Cnidaria; Hydrozoa; Anthoathecata; Hydridae.